UAUUGUUUAUGUUUUGUUAUUAUGUGAUUUGUCUUCAUGUUUUCUCGUUUUGCUUGUGUUUUGAUUCGGGAAAUGAGGAGUUAACUGUUGUAUUGUUAGCCUAGUUUAUAAAAUCAGUGUUAUUCGUAUAGACACUGACCGUAAGGCCUAAUGAUUGCAUUUUUAGACAUUAGUACAAAAGAAAACUAAUUAUUCUACUAACUAUUCUUGUCACAAGUUGCAAGCAUAUUUUCUUGUGACUGCACAUUUCGUGCUGAAAUGGAAGAUGCACAACUGCUGCAAGAGAAAUUGUAUUUUUUAUUGGAACAAUUGCAAAAUAUGGCGAGAGAUUUACCUCCUAAAUAUCAAAUGAGGCUGCCAUAUGAAUUAUUAUCUAGUCUAGCGAAUUGUUUACUGAAUGAAACUGUGUUUGAAAUAGUAAGAGGUCUACUAGAAAUACAACAUGUUACUGAACAACAUCUAUAUCAACAAAGGCUUCAAUUUAUAAAUAAAAAGAAGAUACAGGAACAAGAAAUUCUGAAACAAUAUGAACAUGACACAGAUAAGAAAAUAGAAGAACUACAGAAAUUCAUGAUACAGCAGAAAGAAGAACUAAAAGCUUUUGACAUGAACUUGGUUCUGCAGCUGGAUCAAAAGGUAGCUGACCAACAAGAAAUAUUAGAGAAAGCAGGAGUACCUGGAUUUUAUGUGACCAAAAAUCCCCUUGAAAUAAAAGUUCAGAUGCAUUUAUUAGACUUUCUUUUAAGAUUGAGUAGAAUGCCAAUGCCUGUUUGAUGGUAUUUUUAAGAUAUUUAUUGUCCGAUGCUGCCAGGGACGAGGAGAAAGAGACUCCUACAUCCCUUUCUAAACCUUAAAAAUAUUGAAAAAUAUUUUUGAGAAUUCGAGACUGCUAAUGAUGUAAAGUUU
Messenger RNA from Anoplophora glabripennis (Asian longhorned beetle), 906 nucleotides. RefSeq names its product gonadal protein gdl (gene gdl). NCBI's taxonomy places the organism in Eukaryota, Metazoa, Arthropoda, Insecta, Coleoptera, Cerambycidae. The transcript is spliced from 4 exons. Bases 259 to 774 code for a protein of 171 amino acids. The record is from RefSeq and is a predicted model, not a curated record.